AUGCCGAAGAAGGAAGCCGUAAUUAAUCGGUUAGGUCAUUCGGAGACCACAGCGAUAAAACGGUUGAUGGGCAUGGAACGCCGUUUCGCUGCAAAUCCAGAGCUGAAGACGAUGUACGACGAAUUCAUUCGCGAAUAUCUUGCACUUGGACACCUUCACCGAGGAGACAGAACGACUACAAAGCUGCGCGUAGUUUUCGACGCUUCCUGUCAAACGUCUACCGGAGUUUCGCUGAAUGACGCCCUCAUGGUUGGUCCAGUAGUACAAGAUGACCUGCCUAGUAUCUCGCUACGUUUCCGCAUGUACCGUAUCGCAGUCAACGCUGAUGUCGCCAAGAUGUAUCGCAUGGUUAAAGUUCAACGUCGUGAUCAUCCGUUGCUGAGCAUCAAGUGGAGAUUUGCCCCUUCCGAUCCAUACCGCACGUACGAAUUGACCACUGUUACGUACGGUACUUCAUUCGCACCAUAUCUUGCUACCAAAUGCCUGCAGCAUUUAGCAGAUGACGGAGCGUUAACGCAUCCUGUAGCGUCCAAGGUGGUCAAGAAGGACUUCUACGUUGACGACAUGCUCUCAGGGGUAGACACCGUAGAAGAAGGUAAACAGUUGGUUCAAGAAGUCAUCGAAGUCACGCUUCGAAAAUGGAACUCAAACAACAAGGAGCUUCUCGAAUUCAUUCCGGAAAGCUUGAGGGAUGAACGCUCAAUCCUGGAUCUCGAUUCGUCUGAAACUUCCAUCAAGACAUUGGGUUUAGUGUGGGAACCUAGUUCAGACGUUUUCCGUUUCACGUUCCCAUCGUUCAACUGGUCAGCAACGAUUACGAAACGCUUGGUCGUUUCCGAUGUUUCGCGGUUGUUUGACCCGCUUGGUCUGGUUGGCCCAAUUAUCAUUCAGGCAAAGAUCUUCAUCCAGGAACUGUGGAAGCAAAACUGCGGCUGGGAUGAACCACUUAAUCAAGAACUUCAAGAGCAUUGGAAGGAAUAUCGGCGGAAUCUAGCAGCACUAGAAAACCUUACCGUUCCCCGAUGGGUAGGAACCGGAAGUCACAUCGUCACCACGGAGCUUCACGGUUUCUGCGACGCGUCGAAUAAGGCAUACGGCGCCUGUUUCUACGUACGAACAAUCUCCGAAACGAGAGAGGUGUGUGUGAGGUUGUUAACAGCGAAGUCACGCGUUGCACCACUUGACAACUUGAAGAAAGGAAACAAGCGGCUCUCCACUCCACGCCUAGAACUGUCGUCAGCCUUGUUGUUGGCACACCUUUACGAGAAGGUCACAAGCAGUCUCGGCAUCAAAGCGAAAGGCUUUUUCUGGACGGACUCCACGAUUGUCAAGUGUUGGAUUUCUUCGUCACCGUCAAGAUGGAAGCAGUUUGUAGCAAAUAGGGUUUCGGAGAUUCAGCACAUCACGAAACAAGGCGUUUGGAACCACGUAGCUGGACUAGAGAAUCCAGCUGACAUAAUUUCCCGUGGAAUGAUCCCAGCGCAGCUACAAUAUGAAUCGCUUUGGUUCAACGGUCCACAUUGGCUAAAGUUGGACGAGCUAAAUUGGCCAUCUGCUCAUCAGAUACACGAAGAAGACUUCGAUCCCAUGGUUCGCGAAGCCAAGAGCAUGGCGACAGCACUUCCAGUGGUAACUCCAAGGGAUAUCUUCAGCCUUAGAUCAUCGUAUACACAUCAAGUACGAUUGACUGCUUGGCUUCGCAGAUUCCGCUUCAAUUCGCAACCGGCGAACCGUGAAAAUCGACGGUGUGGUCCUCUCACAACGCUCGAACUGGAAGAUGCUUUGCAUGCGUUGGUCAGGCUCUCCCAACAAGAAAGCUUCUCGUUGGAGUUAGCCGAUUUGAGAAACGGUAGAGAAGUUCGAGAGUCGUCGAAGAUUUCGUCACUAUACCCGGAGCUCAAAGAAAUGUUCGCGCCCGUCGCGGGAAAUCUUUCGGACACUUGA
Messenger RNA from Ochlerotatus camptorhynchus, 1944 nucleotides. RefSeq lists its product as uncharacterized. Lineage: Eukaryota; Metazoa; Arthropoda; Insecta; Diptera; Culicidae. The transcript is spliced from 2 exons. The record is from RefSeq and is a predicted model, not a curated record. Bases 1 to 1944 code for a protein of 647 amino acids.